CACAAAAGAUUUUCUGGUCUUCUUCUUGUUCUAAAGGUUUCUUCAUCAUAUUCAAGAUAUAUUGCUGAUUUAAUCAAACCUUCAAAUAACCAGGUGCCUUAAAUGGAAAUCCCAUCAGCCAAAUGGUUAUCUGAACUGGAAAUGGAUUAUAAUUUCUUCCACCAAUAUGAUCAAGUGAACUCUCUGGACCAUCACUAUUCAUUUGACGACAUCAAUUUCCAGUCUUUUUCUUCCGAAAGCUACUCAUCUCACAACACGAAUUUCGCCCCGGCGAACUCGCAAAAUCUGGGCGGCGCCGCCACGCCGGUAGACCAAGCUCCUCACCAUCAGAUCACAGACUUUGAAAGCCGGCCAGCCAAACAGCUCAAGAUCAACAAUAGCUGGAACAACAAUAACUCUUGCACCACUAAUGAUAAUUACCACUAUCAUAAAACCAGCGCAAAGGCAGCUUCUUCUUCAUCCUCGCAGAUAAUUUCCUUCGAAAAGUACGCUAGCUCGGCGGCGACCACCCCCGAGAAGUACUAUGAUAACCUAGAUCAGUCCCCUGUGAAGCAGCCAAAGGACGAGCCGGCUGGAUCCACCGAUAAAUACAUGAUCUUUCAAUCUUCCUAUCAUGAUCGAAACGAGAACUUCUCACCGAAAUUAGGGCAAGUUAUCCGCGAGAAGAGGCCGGCCGCCGCCAUGAGUAGGUCUCCCUUACAUGCUCAAGAUCAUGUAAUAGCCGAAAGAAGGCGCCGUGAGAAGCUCAAUCAGAGGUACAUAGCUCUUUCGGCUGUCGUUCCAGGCCUAAAAAAGAUGGACAAGGCUUCCGUCCUUGGAGAUGCAAUCACGUACAUAAAAACUCUUCAAGAACGAGUAAGCAUACUUGAGGAACAGGCUGCAAAGAAGACUGUGGAGUCAGUUGUUUUUGUGAAGAGAUCUCAUCUCUCCGCCGACGACGAGAUCUCUUCGUCCGACGAGAACUUCGACAGCAGCUCCGACCAACCGCUGCCCGAAAUCGAAGCAAGAGUUUCGGGCAAGGACGUUUUGAUUAGAAUCCACUGCGAGAAGCAAAAAGGAUGUUUGUCUAACAUACUUUGCGAGAUAGAGAAGCUUCACCUCACAAUUGUCAACAGCAGUGUCUUACCAUUUGGUGGUUCUACCACCCACAUUACUAUUGUUGCUCAGAUGGACGUUGAGUACAGCAUGAACGCGAAGGAUCUAGUGAGAAAUAUAAGACAGGCUUUGCUCAAGAACUACACUUGAUCACUGAGGAAAAAAAAAAAGUAAUCAUGACUUAGCUAGCUCCAUCGUGAUGACUAGGAAUAAUAAAUUCUUAAUGACAACAGUUCUUUUUUCAGGAAUCAUAUGCCAUAUCAAAAAAAAAAAAAUAGGAAAAAUAGGAAAAUCUCUCUCUAGCGCAGAAGUCCACCAGCCAUAAUCAUGAGUCUUAAUAAUAGCCAGUUUAGCUGCAAAGUUUAUUCCUUUUUCCGAAAGGGUUUUUUUUUUUUUUUUUUUUUUUUCCUCACUUUAUAUGUGACGUUUUUGCGUAGUUGACCAUUGAGUAUUGACUACGUUGAAUUAUACCCACGUGUAGUAUUGAUGAAUUCUUUGCAGCUUUUUUCCGGGAGGGUUUUUUUCUUUGAGAGCGAGCCUUUUUGACUUUUCAACGAGAUACCUCAUUCUUCCCUUCUUUGGCUCUUUCUAAUUUCCUCAUGUGAAAAUUUGUCUUUGUUUUUCUUCAAGCUUGAGAGAGGGGAAAAAAUUUCGUUCUGGUUUCCAUAUCAGUGUAAAACUCUUGUUUUUUUGGGGGUCCUCUCUGGGCCUUUGUGU
This is a messenger RNA of Morus notabilis, 1812 nucleotides long. RefSeq names its product transcription factor bHLH18. Gene Ontology annotation, molecular function: protein dimerization activity. The transcript is spliced from 5 exons. Lineage: Eukaryota; Viridiplantae; Streptophyta; Magnoliopsida; Rosales; Moraceae. The record is from RefSeq and is a predicted model, not a curated record. The coding region runs from base 103 to 1245 and encodes 380 amino acids.